AUGACUUUGGAUGAUGAUGAAAAAUGCCCCCUGUGUGUCCAGUCAAUAGAAACAAAUGAAUUAGACUGGAUUUUGUGUAAUUUUUGCCGUGUCUGGUUCCAUUGUAAAUGCGUCGAUCUAACAAAACAAGAAACUGACAGAAUUUCAGUGUAUCAUUGUCUAAAGUGUCAACGGACCAAAUAUGCAGGCCCUUCAGUUAUGAAACGGAAAUCCAAACGCCACCAGCCCAAAGUUGACUAUGUUGCAUUGAAUGAUGGUGACCAGGUUCGAUUCAUUAACAGGCAUCCUCACAUUAGUCAUUUCGAACAGUUUCAAAAUGACAGACCUAUUCAUAAUUUGAUUUACAUGGUGAGACCUAAUGAUCGCAAGACGGAGAAGACCAAUGGAAUAAUCAACGAUGCUACUAUAAAUGAAAUAAUCAAUGAAACACAGCUUACCAAACCAAUAUUGAUACCCUCUGCAAACCCUCACCUUAAUCCAGACCCGGAGCUUAAACGAGUAUACCAGCUGGAUUUUGAGUUUCCCAAGGAUUUAACUGUUUCCGAAGUGACUGAGCUAGUAGGAAAAGAGACACCUGUUGAGGUAAUGGAUGUUUUAACUCAAGAGAAUUCUUCAUGGACAAUGCUUAAAUGGAGAGAUUACUAUAACGCUGACCCUAACAGUAGAGAUAGAAUUAGGAAUGUCAUUAGUCUAGAGGUAUCAGAUUCUAUUCUUGAAAAGCUCAUCCAAAUCCCACGUUUUGUGAAGGAUAUAGAUAUUGUCAAUUGUUUGUGGUCAUCUUCGAAUUUUCAAGACCAUCUCAAUAACCAUGCGAUAAAUGUAUCUAAACCGAAGGUGACUAAAUACUGCCUCAUGUCUGUGCAGAAUUCUUUUACUGAUUUCCAUAUCGAUUUUGGGGGUACCUCAGUUUAUUAUACAGUUCUAAGGGGACGCAAAACGUUCAUACUGUACCCUCCCACCAAGCAAAAUUUAAAAUCUUAUGAACAAUGGUGCAAUAUGCCAGAUCAGAAUAAGGUAUGGUUUGGCUCAUUGGUUAAACCUCAAACAAAACCUGUAUUUCCAUCUAGUUAUAACAAUAAUGGUAUUAAAAUAGAGGUGAUGCCCGGAGAUUUACUUAUCCUUCCCUCAGGUUGGAUUCAUGCUGUUUUCACGCCUGAAGAUUCCCUUGUCAUAGGCGGUAAUUUCCUAACUUAUCUUAACAUUCCUACGCAUUUGUUGAUCUACGACAUUGAAUAUAGGACAAAAGUCCCUGAGAGAUACAAGUUUCCUAACUUCAAUAAACUUAUUUGGCUUCUAGGAUACUUUAUUCUUAACGGACAUGACAGCGGGAAAUGGUCGUCAUACGAAACACAGCAAAGUUUAUUAACGUUCUAUCAAGCUCAAUUAUCCGUUCUCAUGACCAAAAGUACUGAUAAAUCAAUCACAAGAAUUAAGUCGAUUAUCAAGAACUCUAUCCCGUUCAAGCUAAUAGGGAGUAUAGAGGGUUUUUUGGAUGAGUUUCAAGAUUCUCUUAAGUAUUUGAGAAAAGAUCAACCAGAAGGACCAACACCGAAGAGGAUAAAAAUGAAUAAUUGA
This is a messenger RNA of Komagataella phaffii GS115, 1575 nucleotides long. Its product is annotated as JmjC domain family histone demethylase specific for H3-K36. Lineage: Eukaryota; Fungi; Ascomycota; Pichiomycetes; Pichiales; Pichiaceae. The transcript has a single exon. The record is from RefSeq and is a predicted model, not a curated record. The coding region runs from base 1 to 1575 and encodes 524 amino acids. Gene Ontology annotation, molecular function: transcription coregulator activity; histone demethylase activity. Gene Ontology annotation, biological process: regulation of transcription by RNA polymerase II; protein demethylation.